This is a messenger RNA of Lodderomyces elongisporus, 597 nucleotides long. It is a transcript of the gene SEC72, whose product is annotated as Sec63 complex subunit. The transcript has a single exon. The coding region runs from base 1 to 597 and encodes 198 amino acids. NCBI's taxonomy places the organism in Eukaryota, Fungi, Ascomycota, Pichiomycetes, Serinales, Debaryomycetaceae. The record is from RefSeq and is a predicted model, not a curated record. Gene Ontology annotation, cellular component: protein folding chaperone complex. Gene Ontology annotation, molecular function: protein binding.
AUGCAGUCGAUACUAUAUGAUGCAAAAACAAAGAAGCUCUCGUUAGACGCAGAGGCCAGAGAACCAGCAUUGAAGUUGGAACUAGAUCAACUAAACACCCUUACGCAAGAGAUUAUCAAUCAAGGAAGUGAUGUUCCCCCAGUUCCCACGGCUGAAAAUUUCAACAAGGACUUGUCGAAAAUGAUCAAAAAAUUGUAUGAAAGUGGUGUCCAGUCUUUUAAGAUGGGGAAAUUCGAAGAUAGCGCACGUCAAUUUUCAGUUGGGAUUGAAAUGAUCAAUAGAAGGCCAAAAUUGGAAAGUUUUCAGGGUACUAUUCAGGAAUUGUCAUUAUUCUUGAUGAGCAGAACUGACGCAUAUUUAAAAACAAAAGAGUAUCUCAAAGCAUACAACGAUGUGGACUUGUUGCUUAACAUGCAGAUGAACAGUCCAGAUAAUUUCUUAAGAAGAGGAGUUGCAAAUUACUUUUUGGGUAAUUACGAGUUAGCAAGAGCUGAUUACCAAAGAGGUUUGUCAUUUGAUGAAAACCACCAGCGAUUACAACACGAGUUGACAAUUUGUCUCGACAAAAUCUUGGAAGAAAAUGGCGACUACUUAUAA